Messenger RNA from Lobosporangium transversale, 462 nucleotides. RefSeq lists its product as hypothetical. Bases 1 to 462 code for a protein of 153 amino acids. NCBI's taxonomy places the organism in Eukaryota, Fungi, Mortierellomycota, Mortierellomycetes, Mortierellales, Mortierellaceae. The record is from RefSeq and is a predicted model, not a curated record. The transcript has a single exon.
AUGACAGCCGCUCUGACAGAUCUCAAUGUUAUAACAAACCUCGCCAUAGGUUUGAAUACACCAUCGUUGUCUCCAAAUUCCCCAGCAGUAACGGCACCAGCACCAAUAGCCAUAACCGACCCGAUGCCUGCAGCUGAAUCGGAAGUUACAGCAACAGAUAGAGAUUUCUCUUAUGCUCUCUGUCCAUCGGGUAUAGGAAGUCGACAGGAACGUGUAGAUCACAAUAAUGAUGGAAGUCCUCUUCCGGAACAUGGAGAUGAACCAAUCGGUGAGUUGCGUGGGUCUGUAUUCUCGCGAGUGCUUCGAUUUCUGAAACGUGCAGUGUCUUGUGAUUGCUGUCACGGCCACGACCAAGAGGAAGGAGAAGAAGGAUACCCUUAUUCAUUCCAUCUCUACCAUCUUGAGCAUCACCUCCAACACUCUACGGAUGAUAGCGCAGGAUCCUUUGUUAUUAUUAAUUAA